Molecule: messenger RNA, 2764 nt
Organism: Panicum hallii
Lineage: Eukaryota; Viridiplantae; Streptophyta; Magnoliopsida; Poales; Poaceae
Product: protein CHLOROPLAST IMPORT APPARATUS 2-like
Exons: 3
Coding region: 1102-2466 (454 amino acids)
Biological process (GO): regulation of DNA-templated transcription
Cellular component (GO): nucleus
Source: RefSeq, a predicted model, not a curated record
GCGCAACGUGACAAGGCGCGCCCGCGUCAAGACACGCGCGAGGACCCGAGACUCUGCGCGAAGGGAGUGAGAGAGAGAGAAGGGCCAGGGGAAGGAAGCGAAGCAAUGGGCGCUGCGCGCGGGGCCCACUGGAAGAGAGGGGAGCCGAGGAGAGCGUGACAGUGACAGGCCGAGAGCGAGGCUAGUCUCUUCCGCUGGCUCCACUCCACCAUUCGCUAAAACCCUUCCUGUUCCUGUAAUACUACCAGUAAUCUUCCUCCUCAGAUCGUUUCCAUUAUUCGUCAUCGUCGACGGAUCCAAGCAGAAAGACCUUCCUCCUGCCGGCCGCGAAUUCAGCCAGCCGUUUCACCAGCUAGCUGCGGCCGGUGCCCUGUUUCCUCCGCCCGGAUUCAGUUUCCACUUUCCGGUCCAGUCCAACCGUGCCACCCCUGUGCUGUUCUUGGUUCCUUGCCCGGAUCGCCAGAGCACGAGCACCUCCUGAAGCGAAGCGUGGGCAGCUCGAUUACUUUUCGAGUUCGCCCGUUCUUCGAGGUUGGUGCGGUGGUGGUGGUGCGGAUGCACUGAUGCCCCUUUGAUUAGCAACAACAACCUGCUGUUUGUUCUCGGAAUCCUUAAUCAUUUCUCCUCCCUUUUUCUUUCGCGGUGAUCGCCUUUUCCCGAGAUUUGCAUUUUUAUUUGUCGGCGACCUUUGGCUCCGUCUCCGAGGGGCAGCAGCCGGGCAGGCAGAUGCAGCGGCAGCAGGCGCUGCUGCUGGUGGUGGCGUUGUGAACAAGAAAUUCCUCGGGUUCCACGCGGCCCCCUUUGGCGUUUCGGCCCCUUCCUUUCCUCCCUUUUCCGCUGGUUUUCAGGUGGGAGUCUGGCUGGGGGGGUUUUGCGUGGCGUGCGUUGGGUUUAGGCCGGCGGCAUCUCUCGCAGUCUCGCUCGCCCCUGAUUUCGCCCCCACUCCCCUUCUUCCAUUCGCGGCCUCUGAUUGAUUGGGUUCCCUUCCCGAUUUGUUUCCGCGCCGAGCUGGAGUCUCCGAUCGGGUUUUCUGGGAGAAAAGCUGCGAUUUUUGGGUGAAGUUCUUCCUCCUUGUUUGUUGGAUCGAUCCCCUGCCGGUCGAUGGCGUCGUCCUGCAUCCCGGCCGGCCUCCGGCUGGACCUGGAGAUGGUCAAGGCGGCGGGCGCGGCGGCGCCACCGCGCCCGGCGCACUCCGCGGCGGCGUCCUCCACGCUCUCGGAGGCGUCCAACGCCUCCUCCUCCUCGGCGACGUCGUCGGUCGCCUCGCUCUCGCUCAAGCGCCCGCGCACGCCGCGGAAGCGGCCCAACCAGACGUACAACGAAGCGGCGGCGCUGCUCGCGUCCAUGUACCCCUCCGUUUUCCCCGCCGCCAAGGGGGCCGAGGCGGCGCCGCCCCGCCUGCUCGGCCUCGCCUCCGCCCUCGCCGACGACCCGGACCGCUCCGACCUCCUCCCGCCGUUCCCCGUGCUCGACCAGGCCGCGUUCCUCCUCCGCGACCUGCCACCGCCGCCGCAGUCGCCGGCGGUGCCGAUGCCGAUGAGCCCCGCCCCAGCCAAGAGCUGCCCGUCGCCGGCGGCGGUGAACAGCGUCUUCAGCGAGUUCCGCGACCCGGCGCCGUCCCCCGCGACCCCUGAUGCCGCGACGGCGGACGAGCCAGGGGAGCUCGACUUCGACGAUGACGAUGGCUUCGACGCCGACUCUAUUCUGUGCGGCGUCGACGAGAGCGCCGCGGAGGGCAUCGACGGCAUCAUGGGCAAGCUAUCCAUGGAAAACAAUGCGGGGGCAGUUUCCAGCGUUAACUCCAACCUGCCCAGAUCCAAGAUACACCCUUACCUCAGGAGCCUCAUGGUGCUCGGGCUCAGCUUCAGGCAGCACGAUCAGCGCAACAUCAACCAAGCCCUAAAACGGCAUAAUGUUGAUCCUGAAUGGUGGAUGUGCCCUGCCAUACCAGUGAAAGACAUUGCCCGCCCGCCACUACCAUUGGUGGCAAAACCAAUGGUGUCGGAGAAGAAGAAGAGUAAGAAGAAGCUAUUGGAUACCUUAUAUAAGGAUGUGGCCAUUGAGCAUUGCAAGAAAGAAGAGGAACGGGUUCCUGACUUUACCAAUGGGGGCACUGGAGUUUUGGCAUUGCCAGAGACAGGAUUGGGGCUCAGGUUGAACACUGAGCGGGUGAUCAAGGCGUGGUGUGGCAGAGGGUCGGUGUUUGCUGACCGCAACACAUCCGACUUACCGUUGUCUUCUGCUGAUGUGUUAGUUAAACAUGAAGACAGUGAUAUGUUUCCACAGAAUGGUACCAGCGCUGUUAUCAGGGAAGGCAACAUUCUAAAGAUGCAGCGCAAGCAGAAGCCAUGCGCUCCCCUCCCCUCAAAUAAGAAUAGCCGGUACUACCGGCCUCGGGUCAAUGGAAGGUUUGUCAGCAAGGCGUAUCUUCUCCAGCAACAGCAAGCAGCAGAGAAGGAGAGCUAGAGAAGAUGAAUCCAGCAUCUAGGGGCAUUUCCGGGGUUUCACUCUGAUUCUCCUAGAGAAGCAAAAAAAGGCUUCUCCAUUUUCAUUUCUGCAGUGUUAUAUUGCUGCAGAUGGUAGAGAUGCCUGUAGAGUGGCUUGAUUCCAUGGGGAUCGGAUGGCGGUUUGCUUGCAACUUCUCCAGCUUCUGAUGCUAUUGUAAAGAAGGGCCGUGGAGUAAUAUCCCAACCAGUUAAUGGAACCGUGUUGUUCGUGCGCUUAUGCAAUUCCUGUUGCUUCCCGUUUUGGGGUAAUUUUGCCA